Peronospora farinosa is the source of this 1038-nucleotide messenger RNA. The record is from the annotation of a GenBank genome assembly. NCBI's taxonomy places the organism in Eukaryota, Oomycota, Peronosporomycetes, Peronosporales, Peronosporaceae.
AUGGCCGCCACCGAGAUGAAAGUGUUGCUGAGUACUAAAGAGUAUCUUUUCGUUGCACUGACGCUGACACUAGUACCUAUUGUGCUAGUUGAGCUCUUUGGCGUAGCGCAAAUGCGUGCUACGAUUCCCGAGUUUGAAACAGAUCCAGACAUGCCGCAUAUUAGUGAAUGGCUCAUUGGCAUUGGCUUUGCAUUUCUCAUUAUCGUAUUACGCUUUGCCUUUACGGCUGUAGCUAAACCUAUUGGCCGCUAUGUCCUCUCUCCUACCAAGCGACUACAUGAGGAUCGCGUUGAUCGUUUUGCCAAUGUGCUUUUCAAGUUUACUUACUUCUCUGCCAUCACAGGGGCGGGAUACUACAUUAUGCGGGACGAGAAAUGGUUUCCAUCAGUUCUAGGAGGAAAUGGAUCAAUUGGUGAAGCUCACUUGAUUAUGGAUAACCCCCCAAAAUUUGCCCUUAAGUACUACUACUUUGUGCAACUUGGGUACCAUUUUCACAGUUUGUUAUUUAUGGUGUUUUUCUCACCUAUUCGAAACGACUUUAUCGAGAUGUUACUGCACCAUCUGGUGACUAUUAUUCUCAUUGGAGGUUCAUAUCUUGCAAAUUACUGUGUCAUGGGAGCACUUAUAACUUUUACACACGACAUUGGUGACGUGACAGGCUAUGCCAUCAAGUCAGUUGUGGACACAGGCAAUACGCCGCUGAUCGUUGUCAUGUACUUUGUGCUCCUUCUCUCCUGGGGAUACACGCGGUUGUAUGUGUAUCCAUUUCAUCUGAUAUACAAUGCCAUCUUUGUGAUCCCCGAGGCUAACCCACAUGUGGUCGGUAUCUUCUUGUAUCCGGGCAACGCUCUGCUCUGUAUGCUGAUGGUACUCCACAUUUACUGGUAUGGGCUUUUCCUUGUCAUGGGCUACACGCUGAUCCGUAAGGGUCAGGUAGAAGAUAUCCAGAACAAAUGUGCGGAUCUGGAAGAGGAAGAAGAAACUGCAGCUCUCAAGACACUGGUACCCAUCUCGAUUAAUAAAGUGAAGAACGAGUGA